CCCCCUCCCUCCUUGCUCACGGAGAAGCAAUGAGUAAGUUAGUCCGGCAAGCAGUCAGAAGCUGUAUUGGCUGCUCCCUCGCAUCCUCCAGCAGGCAGGAGUCGAGGUCUCUACCUGCUAGCACUGAAUCAGAAUGAGUCAUCUGAAACUUGGGUGCGGAAACAAAGUCCCUGCGAACCGCCUUAUGAGGCUCUGCCUCCUGUAGGUGGGAUAUACCUCUGAAGGCAGUCACAGUUUUUUCCCUCUUCCUUUCUCCUUCAGACAAGCGGGCAUCCUGACGCUCUCAAGAAGCCCUGUCUCUGCCCCACUGGCUCAGCUGACCGGACCAUGUGGACUCUGCCCCUCCAGGUCAGGACUGGAGUUUUAAAAUAAAAUGGAUGACGUGACGUUACUUGAUCUUCUGGAGUGCCCCGUGUGCCUUGAAAAGCUCGAUGUCACCGCCAAAGUUCUCCCUUGCCAGCACACCUUCUGCAAGCCAUGUCUCCAGAGGAUUUUCAAGGCGCACAAGGAGCUGAGGUGCCCCGAGUGCAGGACCCUGGUGUUCUGCAGCAUCGAGGCGCUGCCGGCCAACCUGCUGCUCGCGCGCCUUCUGGACGGCGUGCGGGCCGGACAGGCCUCGGGGAGAGCGGGGUCCUUCCGCCGGCCCGGCGUGCUGACCCCGCAGGACGGCAGGAGGAGCAGGACUCACCCCAGAGGUCCGCAGUGCAGUCCUUUCCGGCUGGUGCCUAACGUCAGAAUCCACAUGGAUGGGGUGCCUCGAGCAAAGGCCUUAUGCAACUACCGAGGGCAGAAUCCCGGUGACCUGAGGUUUAAUAAGGGAGAUGUCAUCCUCCUCCGAAGACAGCUGGAUGAGAACUGGUACCAGGGGGAAAUUAAUGGAGUCAGUGGAGUCUUCCCAGCCAGCUCCGUGGAGGUCAUCAAGCAGCUGCCCCAGCCACCCCCACUCUGCCGGGCCCUCUACAACUUCGACCUUCGCGACAAGGACAGGAGUGAGAACCAGGACUGCCUGACCUUCCUCAAGGAUGAUAUCAUCACUGUGAUCAGCCGAGUGGAUGAGAACUGGGCAGAAGGCAAGUUGGGAGAUAAAGUCGGUAUCUUCCCAAUCUUGUUUGUAGAGCCAAACCUCACCGCAAGACACCUCCUAGAGAAGAACAAAGGCCGUCCGUCGUCCCACACGAAAAACCUGUCCCUGGUGUCCUCCCCCUGCAGAGGCAAGGCAACCAACACGCCCACCCUCCGAAGGGGCCCGGGAUCCAGGAGGAAGGGGCCCGGCCAGUUCUCCAUCACAACAGCCUUGAACACCCUCAACAGGAUGGUGCAUUCUCCCUCGGGGCGCCACAUGGUGGAGAUCAGCACCCCAGUGCUCAUCAGCUCCAGCAACCCCUCUGUGACCACCCAGCACGUGGAGAAAGUGGAUGCUUCCCCCAGCUCCGUGGGACAGGUCAGCACCUAUCACCCUGCACCUGCCUCCCUAGGACAUUCCACGGCCAUUGUCAGUCUUCCUGGCUCCCAGCAACACCUCUCAGCUAACAUGUUUGUAGCUCUGCACUCCUACUCAGCCCAUGGCCCCGAGGAACUGGACCUACAGAAGGGAGAAGGCGUCAGGGUCCUGGGCAAGUACCAGGACGGCUGGCUCAGGGGCGUCUCCUUGGUGACCGGGCGAGUUGGCAUCUUCCCCAACAACUACGUCAUCCCCAUUUUCAGAAAGACAUCUAGCGUUCCAGACUCCCGAAGUCCUGGCCUCUACACCGCAUGGACGUUAUCCACCUCCUCUGUGUCCUCCCAAGGCAGUAUUUCAGAAAGUGAUCCCCGGCAGAGCCGGCCCUUCAAGUCUGUCUUCGUGCCCACGGCCAUAGUCAACCCUGUGCGGAGCCCAGCCAGCCUGGGGACCCUGGGGCGGAGCUCUCUCCGCAAAGGACGAGGUAGCAUGAGAAAGAGUAAGUGGUGGCAGAGAGAUGGAUCUCUGCAGAGACCCGUCCAGUCGGGGAUCCCCACCCUCGUGGUGGGCUCCUUCAGACGCAGCCCCACCAUGGUGGUCCAGCCUCAGCAGUUCCAGUUCUGCCAGCCACAGGGGGCCCCCUCCUCAGCCUCCACGGUGGUGGCAGAGCCGGGACCCAAGCCCACUCCCACCGGGGAGCCUGCCCUCACAUGCGUCAACAGGGGCAGCGACACCAGGACCCACACGGCAGCCAGCUCCCUCAUCAUGGAAGGCAAAGAAAUCCCCAUCAAGAGUGAGCCUCUCCCCAAACCGCCUGCAUCUGCCCCACCCUCCAUCCUGGUGAAGCCAGAAAACUCAAGAAGCAGCGAGAAGCAAGUCAAAACCGUGAGAUUUCAGAACUACAGCCCUCCUCCCGCCAAACACCACACCUCCGGGAAGCCUGAACAGCCAGCCACCCCAAAGGGGUCCCAGCCUGAGGCAGCCCCCGUGGGCCCGGAGAUGACCAUCCUGUUCGCCCACCGAAGCGGCUGCCACUCUGGACAGCAGACAGACCUCCGGAGGAAGUCAGCUUUUAGCAAAACCGUGACCCCGGCGUCCACUGCCUCGGCCACUCAGACGGCGUUUCCCAGCAAAUGAAUCUACAGGCGGCUUUUCCUAGACCCCAAAGAGAUCCCGCCUUGGAAACCUUCCUGGGAGGAGUAGUAAUAACGGGAUACUGAAGAGACAAACUGUCUGCUUGGAUGGAAACUCCUCGGUGCAGAGUUCUGGGCCAUGUGAUACUCCCUGGACAUCAAGGACGGUACAGGAAUACUGAUAGAUUGGCCUCCAAGACAGAAGGGGAAUAGGAGAAAAAGUAAAUCUGUCUUCCCACAAUAUCAAUGGGUGGUGGGCCAGGCUGGAGGAAACACAUGAGCCAUGUGACUUUACAGGUUACACCAGACCCUUGGCCCUCCCGUUUUUCUGUUCUGCUGUCAAAGCCAAAUUUCCUCUUGCCAAUUUCUCACACCUUGGCACCUAACCGACAAAUGAAAAGACCAGACAUCGAGUGCCUCCCAGAGAUGUGUCUGGCCUGUCGCUCCAGCUCAGAUUGGAGCAGUGCAGGGGGUGGCAUCGUAUUCUCCUCUCAGGUGUUCAAGCCACAGAGGCCAGGCUUCUUCACACUGUCCCCAGCCUUCACCCCCUCCCUUGACCACACACGCUGCAUCACUCCACCACAUCUGCAUUCUUUUCCAUUCCAAUUCCAUUCUGCCUUUUCACCCUGACACUUUCUGAUCCAGAGAGUUUUUGUUAGAAGCCCCACAGCAUUGGCUUCAUCUGCCAAGAGGUGAGUGAGGAGGCAAGAGGCCAGUGAGCCCACAGAAAGGCUGAUGCAGCAAUGACAUCUCCUCACACGUGGGCUAUGAGGGUGCCACCAGCUGUCAGUCAUCUCUUCUCUCAACUACCGUGACUAAAUGUUGGUUCCAUUUUCUCUGGUAUGAAUUCGGGUUUGGUUGGCUGCUCUUGAGCGUUGGAAGCAAUGAAUAUGGAGAUGCUGCCUUCAGAUUCUGGAAUCUACUUGUUACAACCUUGAAGCCCUACAGCUCACCUAUAGAUAGGUUUCAAUGACUUCACUUUUCAGGGCAAUCAUAGAAUGUCAGAGUUGGGAGGAAUUUUAAUUUUAUAGAUGAUAUACCAAAACAUUAGGUAUAGGCAAGCUGUCCACACAAAAGCAAGUUGUAUAAACUGGAUUGGAGAAAACAAUACAACUUGUAAUGCCCAGAAACCAUUAGUUCACAUUAGCUAAUUAUAAAUAUGUCCUUAAGGCUCUCUCGUUCAGAUUUGCUUCUUCUUAGACUGGCCUCUGCCUCUCACAUUUAGAACAGCAAGAAACCACCACUCCCAAUAUUUACACAUACUGUUUUUUUCAUCUCUGGAAUCUUUUCAUGGCUUACAGUUUCAUGGAGGGUUUCAUGAAGAUUUAGCUUUUCCUUUGAACCUGGUUAGCCAGUAAAACAAAUAUUUUUUCCCCAAAGCACAAAUUAAAGAACCUGAUUUGUUCCCAGCCAAAUUCAGAAGCUUAAGAAAAGCUCCCCCAUUCCCUAAAGUUUUCAUCUCUGGACUGUCAGCUUCAGGAUAUAGAUUUCAAAUGGCUAUGGGUCAAAAGUGGUGGAGGUGUGGGAAGGCAGAUUCAGAUGAAUUUGAGUGAUUAGAAUGAGGUCAGGCCAGAAAUGCACCUGAGAACAAUUUGCUAAUCAUUAGUUCUGAGUUUCAUCUUCUGGAAUUAUUGCUUCUUAUACUGGGUCAGGGGAGAGGGUAUUAUUUAGGUGAAAAGGGAAGAAAGAGAAAACAGAAGAAGAGAAAAUUUCACCUUUCCAUGGAAAUAUCAGCAGAAAAUCUACAGACUCUUGUGUCUCUGCUUGUUUUUUCAGUACAGUGUUUUUUAAUAGACCAAAAGAAAAUUUUUAUGAGGUAAUAUGUAUGUGAAUAAUGUUUAUAGAAGGGGUAUUACAUGUUAGUCAUUAUGGACAAUUGUAUAAAUAAACCUGUAAAAUAUAAACAUAUUUUAUAUGUUUAUAUAUAUGUAAAAUAUAUAAACAUAUAAAAAUUAUUUUAUAGGGCCAUGGACACUUUUCAUAUCUUUGUUCUAAAACAUAGAGAGUUCCAGGGCUGGCAGCUUAUUUCUUUGUUAGUAUAUGCCACUGGAAACCCAAAAGGUGUGGUGGGAUGUCAUGUGUUUGUUUUCUGGUUUUGUAAUUUAUAAUGAUCUGAAUGGAUUACUUUGAAAUGUCUGUUGCUUAUGUGUGGGUGUUGUUUGCCCACAAGGAGUUAUCAGAGAUCCUUUCCACAUUUUGUGUCUUAGAAAAUCAAAAGGAAUUUUCUAGUGAGAAGAAAAAUACAUAGAAGAAGCCUCCACCGUUGAGUAACUCAGAUUUGUACCACUGACAGUGUCUUGUAAGUCCGAGGAAAUAGACAGCUUAAGACCAAGGUUGUUGUCUCUCACUUAAACACUGGAUGUUGGAUAACUUUUCUCCUGGGAAGGAAGCACAAAUUUUUGUUAAUUUCUUUCUUCACGGAUUUGACAAGUUUUAGGGGAAACCAGAAGUCAUGGCCCUUAAGCCACCUUGCUUCAGGACAACUCUCCACCAUCCAUUUUCAAAGAACCAUCCAUGUAUUAAUUGUUUGAUAUGCCAUGAUUCAUUGGCAGACUCAACACCUUUAGAGCCCAGAGCCCACUUGUUUGGAUUUGUGGCUCUAAAGAAGUGUUAAGUUUGCUCUACCACUCAGGCUGAUCAGAAGAAGCAAAGGGAAAGUGGUGGGGGUGGAGGGGGGGCUCCCUUGUGGAGAGGUUCACUCACACCUCUAACCACCUCUGACCACAGCCGAGAGAAGCCCUGGGCCAGUAGCCAGUGCAUGAUAUGCCAUCUACUCUUCAUGCAGCGAGGGCUCAUCAUGUGAGAGAGGAGAGGUCACCCCAGUCUCCUUUGCCAAAAUUUCAUAUUGUUCCCAGAUAUAAGCUUGUGAAAUGCAAUAUGUGUUUUCGCUCAAAACAAUAAAAGAGGUUUAUUUUUCACUUAA
Messenger RNA from Cervus elaphus (red deer), 5494 nucleotides. It is a transcript of the gene SH3RF2, whose product is annotated as SH3 domain containing ring finger 2. Lineage: Eukaryota; Metazoa; Chordata; Mammalia; Artiodactyla; Cervidae. The coding region runs from base 374 to 2575 and encodes 733 amino acids. Gene Ontology annotation, biological process: positive regulation of proteasomal ubiquitin-dependent protein catabolic process; negative regulation of apoptotic process; positive regulation of JNK cascade. The record is from RefSeq and is a predicted model, not a curated record. Gene Ontology annotation, molecular function: protein phosphatase 1 binding; ubiquitin protein ligase activity. The transcript is spliced from 10 exons. Gene Ontology annotation, cellular component: nucleoplasm.